This is a messenger RNA of Gavialis gangeticus (Gharial), 2102 nucleotides long. It is a transcript of the gene SLC2A10, whose product is annotated as solute carrier family 2 member 10. Gene Ontology annotation, molecular function: transmembrane transporter activity. Bases 16 to 1755 code for a protein of 579 amino acids. NCBI's taxonomy places the organism in Eukaryota, Metazoa, Chordata, Crocodylia, Gavialidae. The transcript has 5 exons. The record is from RefSeq and is a predicted model, not a curated record. Gene Ontology annotation, cellular component: membrane. Gene Ontology annotation, biological process: transmembrane transport.
AGCCGCUGCCUGGCCAUGGGUCAUACAUUGCUGGUCCUCCUCCUGUCUGCAACAGUGUCUCUCCUGGGUGGACUGAUAUUCGGAUAUGAGCUGGGGAUUAUCUCUGGUGCUUUACUGCAGCUGCAGAUGGACUUCCACCUUAGCUGCUUCAAACAGGAAGUCCUUGUGAGCUCCAUGCUCACUGGGGCUCUCCUUGCCUCCUUGGUUGGGGGCAUCCUCAUUGACCAUCAUGGAAGGAGGAGAGCAAUCCUGGUUAGCAACCUGGUCUUGUUUUGUGGCAGCCUUAUUCUGACACUGGCUGGGUCAUUUAUGUGGCUGGUAUUUGGACGCAUGACCAUAGGGUUUUCCAUUUCUGUGUCAUCCAUGGCAUGCUGUAUAUAUGUCUCAGAAAUGGUGGCUGCUCAUCAGCGAGGGCUGCUGGUGUCUCUCUACGAAGCUGGCAUCACGGUGGGCAUCUUAGCUUCAUAUGCACUGAACUACAUAUUCUCAGAAAUGGCUGAAGGAUGGAGAUACAUGUUUGGACUGGCUAUUGCACCUGCUGUAGUACAGUUUCUCAGUAUCCUCUUCCUCCCAGUUAACCCCACUAAAUUCAACUCAGGUGACUGCGACUCCCAGCAGGGCCUCAUUCAAUUACAUGAAGAUGGGGAGGAAGCAAAACUAGAAUCACAUAAGGAAAAGCCUUAUUCAUUUCUUGAUCUUUUUAGGUCUCGAGACAACAUGAGAAACAGGACUCUGGUUGGCCUGGGCUUGGUGCUCUUUCAGCAGUUCACUGGGCAGCCCAAUGUCCUGUGCUAUGCUUCCAAAAUCUUCCGCUCAGUGGGAUUUCAGAGCAAUUCUUCUGCUGUCCUGGCUUCAGUUGGGCUUGGUGUGAUGAAAGUGAUUGCAACACUAAUUGCAAUGGCCUGUGCAGACAAGGCUGGCAGAAGAGUGUUACUGAUUGCUGGAUGCAUAGUGAUGUCUUUCUCUGUCACCAUCAUUGGGCUCACCAGCUACACCAUUCCACUAGACAUGGCCAGAGACUGUCAGACUGAUGGAGACCCCAAUGCUUCAUACAAUAUAGCACAACAUGCCAUAAAUCCGGGAUCCUUCCAGCCAGCUGCAUCAUAUAUUCCACUGACUUUAGCUGCUGGCAAAAGUCGAACGAGUCCCCAUCGUGCUGUUACAGGACCAGAAGGCCUAACAAAAGCCUAUGCUAAUACUAGAAGCAGAGAGAUCAUUACAGAUUCUUCCCACACUCAGAGAAAGUACCUGCUAACCCAGUCCAAUAAAGAGAUGGUGCAAGACACUAGCCCUUCUUUCAGUGAUGGUCUUUCUAGGGAACAUAUGGUUUUAAAUUGGAUUACGCUGCUGAGCAUGAUGGCUUUUGUAAGCGCAUUCUCAAUUGGAUUUGGACCAAUGACGUGGUUGGUCCUCAGUGAGAUCUACCCUGCUGGAAUAAGAGGAAGAGCCUUUGCUUUCUGCAACAGCUUUAACUGGGCCGCUAAUUUACUGAUUAGCCUCUCGUUCCUUGAUCUUAUUGAUGCCAUAGGCUUAUCAUGGAUGUUUCUUCUUUAUGGAUUGGUGGGAGUAGCAGCUGUUGUGUUUAUUUAUUUUUUUGUUCCGGAAACAAAAGGACAGUCCCUAGAAGAGAUAGACCAGCAGUUCUCACGGAAACGGUUACUGAAAAGGAACAUAGCCAGGCGAAGAUCUGGAAAGAGAAGAGGAGACUUUACACAUGGUCAGUACGAAAGGGUGGAGCACUCCAGCACCUCAUGAAAUGCACCAUCUGUAUGUGUCACGUUGGACACAAAAAGAGUCUGUGACGUCUGAAGAUUUUUUUCUCAUUAUCUUCAACAUAAUGUAGUCACCUAUUUAGAGAAGAGUUUAGUGAGCCCUGUGCUCAUCACAGUGCCUUACGUCUCAAGAUAUGGAUAUUAGCAAUGCUAUUGUGUCCCUCUAUACACAACCUAUGUACACAACACUCGCAUUCUUGACUCUUGGGUAGAAACCAUCCCAUGGCUCUGGUAGCUUUUUAUUUAAGAGAGACCAUGGUUUGGGGUUCCCAGUGCUAACUGAACUGACAUUUUUUGUAUUUGAAAAAUAAAGCACAAAUAUGCUGAGAA